Molecule: messenger RNA, 1407 nt
Organism: Condylostylus longicornis
Lineage: Eukaryota; Metazoa; Arthropoda; Insecta; Diptera; Dolichopodidae
Gene: qm
Product: terpene synthase
Exons: 7
Coding region: 241-1197 (318 amino acids)
Biological process (GO): isoprenoid biosynthetic process
Molecular function (GO): prenyltransferase activity
Source: RefSeq, a predicted model, not a curated record
CAUGCCCUAAAUUUAAACUGGCAAAUAAAAACUUAGAUCAGUUGAAAAGUGUAUUCAGUAUUUAGUGGAUUAUUCAAAUAAAUUCAGAACGAGUUAAGUAGAUACAUAUAAUUAUAUUAAUCCUAUCAAAUUGAUAUUUUGUGUAUAUAUAUAAGAUACACAUAAACUUUUUUGUCGAACUUAAACUAAUCAAAGGAAACCCGUAACUAUUGUAAAAAAGAAACGAGCAAAAAUUUAAGAAUGGAAGAUAUAAAUGAAAUUAUGGAAAAGUGUCAAGAUAAAUCUUCGCAACAGAGUCAAGAUGAGAUUCUUUUGCAACCUUUUGCGUAUAUACAACAGAUUCCGGGUAAACAAAUACGCUGUAUGUUAGCUUUGGCCUUCAAUCAUUGGUUAAACAUACCAAUGGAAAAACUAAAUUCCAUAAAUGAAAUUGUACAAAUGCUCCAUAAUUCUAGUCUAUUAAUUGAUGAUAUAGAAGAUAAUUCGAUACUUCGUAGAGGAAUACCAGUAGCUCAUUCAAUUUAUGGGGUUGCCAGUACAAUAAAUGCAGCUAAUUACGUGUUCUUUCAAGCUUUAGAAAAAGUACAAAUGUUAGAGCAUCCUGAGGCUACUAAAGUUUAUACAGAACAAUUAUUAGAAUUACAUAGAGGACAAGGUAUGGAGAUUUACUGGCGUGAUAAUUUUACAUGCCCUUCAGAAUCUGACUACAAAUUGAUGACGGUUAGGAAGACUGGAGGAUUAUUUAUGUUGGCUAUACGUUUAAUGCAAUUAUUUAGUAAUAAUAAAGAUGAUUUUACCAAAUUAAGCGCUAUUAUGGGCUUAUAUUUUCAAAUUAGAGAUGAUUACUCAAAUUUAAGCUCAAAGGAGUAUUUUGAAAAUAAAAGCUUCUGUGAAGAUUUAACUGAGGGAAAAUUCAGUUUUCCAAUAAUACAUGCCAUACGUCAUCAAAAAAACGAUAAGCAAGUUUUACAUAUUUUGAGACAGCGUACGAAUGAUAUUGAAGUGAAAAAAUACUGCAUCAAUUUGUUGGAAAAAUUAGGAAGUUUCGAAUAUACACGUAAAGAACUAUUGAAAUUAGACCGUCUCGCUAGGGAAGAGGCGGAACGCCAUGGCCCAAAUCCUAUAAUGGAAAAUCUUUUAAAAGAAAUUGGGAAAGGAUGGAAAACUGAAGAAGAAGAAAAUUGUGAUGAAAAUUAAAUCAAUAAUGGAAAAUAAUCACCUCUUAAGACCAAAGAUUUGUUUUGGUUAUGUUAUUUUUGACAUUCUUUGAACGAGUAAUGACUAUGCAAAAAAUAAAAAUUAUUCCUUUUAUUAAUUAUUGUAUAUUAAAACUUAAUUAUUGUGUAUUAAAGCUUAUGUAUUUAAAUUAAGAAAGUUCAUAUAUUGCAUGUUUCGUCCUAAAGAUAA